This is a messenger RNA of Eubalaena glacialis (North Atlantic right whale), 1416 nucleotides long. It is a transcript of the gene RHOG, whose product is annotated as ras homolog family member G. Gene Ontology annotation, molecular function: GTP binding; GTPase activity; protein kinase binding. NCBI's taxonomy places the organism in Eukaryota, Metazoa, Chordata, Mammalia, Artiodactyla, Balaenidae. Gene Ontology annotation, biological process: actin filament organization; establishment or maintenance of cell polarity; regulation of cell shape. Gene Ontology annotation, cellular component: cytoskeleton; cell projection; plasma membrane. Bases 252 to 827 code for a protein of 191 amino acids. The transcript is spliced from 2 exons. The record is from RefSeq and is a predicted model, not a curated record.
ACGCCAGCUCUCCUUCCCCCAGUCUCCACACCCUUCCCAGGGGUCUGGGGCCUUCCCACUGCUGAAUCACCGCCACCCCGCACUCCCCCGGGGCUCGGGGCAGAGGUGGGGACUGCCCCAGCCGGACCUAUUCUGGCCAACCCCCAACCUGGGCCAUCGCUCGAUCCCUGGGCUUGACUGAAGGUCACUGCAUCCAGAGGGGCCCAGAAGAGGAAGGAGGCAUAGCCUCCACCGCAGCAGCUGCACCCGCCAUGCAGAGCAUCAAGUGUGUGGUGGUAGGCGAUGGGGCUGUGGGCAAGACGUGCCUGCUCAUCUGCUACACAACCAACGCCUUUCCCAAGGAGUACAUCCCCACAGUGUUCGACAAUUAUAGCGCCCAGAGUGCAGUUGACGGGCGCACGGUGAACCUGAACCUGUGGGACACAGCGGGCCAGGAGGAGUAUGACCGCCUCCGCACACUCUCCUACCCUCAGACCAACGUGUUUGUCAUCUGUUUCUCCAUUGCCAGUCCGCCCUCUUAUGAGAAUGUGCGGCACAAGUGGCAUCCAGAGGUGUGCCACCACUGCCCCGACGUGCCCAUCCUCCUGGUGGGCACCAAGAAGGACCUGAGAGCCCAGCCUGACACCCUACGGCGCCUGAAGGAGCAGGGCCAGGCACCCAUCACACCGCAGCAGGGCCAGGCGCUGGCCAAGCAGAUCCACGCUGUGCGCUACCUCGAGUGCUCAGCCCUGCAGCAGGACGGCGUCAAGGAAGUGUUUGCUGAGGCUGUCCGGGCCGUGCUCAACCCCACGCCCGUCAAACGUGGGCGGUCCUGCAUCCUCUUGUGACCCUGGCACUCAGCUUGGAGGCUGCCCCUGCCCCGCCACCAGUUGUGCCUUUGUGCCUUGGCGCCUUGUCUGCCCCCAGCUGUGCCUUAAGGACUAAUUCUGGCACCCCUUGCCAAGGGGGCUCCCCGAAUGCCUUUUUCUCCUUAAGGAGGCCCACGGGGAAAGGGGCUUUGGGCCCUGCCCCACUCUGCUUGGGAACACCAGGUAUGCUCAAGAGCUCACCCAGGCCAAGGUUGGACCCCUCCCCAAGAAGCCAACCCAGUGCCUCCUCCCCACUUUCCCCUACUGACCAGUUGAUCCAGCUUUCCACACAGAUGUUGCUGCCUAUUGUGGUGCCUUCUCUCAGGUUAGGAGCUCUCAGCCAUCCCUAACCUCUCCCUCGCUGCUCUUCAAAUUGCCCCCCCACCCCAAGAUGCGCUCUCCCUUCCCCAGAGAAGGAGCCACAGACUCCUAAGAAGAUGAAUGUGCCCUAACCUACCCCCAUGUGCCCAGGCCUUACGCAUACGCUGACUGACUCAGCCCCACCCCCACCCCCUCUGGGCUCCUGGGGGCCCCUCCUACCCCCAUCAGCAUCAAUAAAACCAACUGU